Cynoglossus semilaevis (tongue sole) is the source of this 1932-nucleotide messenger RNA. RefSeq names its product succinate dehydrogenase complex, subunit D, integral membrane protein b (gene sdhdb). The record is from RefSeq and is a predicted model, not a curated record. The transcript has 4 exons. Gene Ontology annotation, biological process: tricarboxylic acid cycle; mitochondrial electron transport, succinate to ubiquinone. The coding region runs from base 79 to 564 and encodes 161 amino acids. Gene Ontology annotation, molecular function: heme binding; ubiquinone binding. NCBI's taxonomy places the organism in Eukaryota, Metazoa, Chordata, Actinopteri, Pleuronectiformes, Cynoglossidae. Gene Ontology annotation, cellular component: respiratory chain complex II (succinate dehydrogenase); mitochondrial envelope; membrane.
CAGCUCAUCAUCCGCCAUUUUUGAACCACUGUCAACUACGUCAUAACUAUAUCCGGGAAACUGUGGUGACCUUGGUAUAUGAUCAUCAUGGCGGCUGUGGCCAGGUUAAGUUGUGUUUGUCGCAGAGGAAUUAAACCUCUGCUUUAUCAAAGCACUCUCUUGCCAAGAGCACUGGUUGCAUCACACAAAUACCAGGACCAUCCCUAUAUGCUUACAGCAAGGAUUCAUGCCUCUCAAGCUCUCAAUGCAAGCUCUGGCUCCAAAGCCGCCUCUUUGCACUGGACAGCGGAGCGAGCGGUUAGUGUCCUGUUGCUAGCCAUGGGACCUGUUGCCUAUUUUAACCCUGGUCCAUUCAUAGACUAUUCAUUGGCUGCUGCACUGACGCUGCAUGGCCACUGGGGCCUUGGGCAGGUGCUAACAGACUACGUUCACGGUGACACAAAGAUUAAAAUUGCCAAUGCCGGUCUCUUCCUUCUGUCCACUGUCACCUUCGCUGGUCUCUGCUACUUCAACUACAACGAUGUGGGCAUCUGUAAAGCUGUUGCCCUCCUCUGGAGCAAAUGAAAACUGGGAAAACUGGAAAGUUAUAGAAGAACCAAGACACCGGGACAUGAACAAUCUAAUCUCAACUGAUUUGUUUAAGAAGAAAAAAAACAUCAAGGUGUUCCAUGUAAAUUCCUAUAAAUAUAUAUAUUCUGUUGACUAUUAGUGUGUAAUUGGAAAUCAUGUUGAUCACUUCGAGCUUCAGUCGUUCUGUGGCUUUGUAUGAACCAAAGUCAUCAUCAAUGUCAGCAAAAUGUCCCAUAAAAUUAUACUGUAUGUAUCUUCACAGAUAUAUAAACAUGAGCCCUUCACUGUAAUAAGUAAGAACUGUUAGGUUAUGGGGACUUUCCCAAGAUUUACUUUCUUAUUUUUCUGAUUUUCCAGCAGGGGGCUGCCGUUUCGGUUAUGUGGUAAUAAUGGCGGUAUGUCAGAUCUACGGUUGUGUUGUUGACACAGUGGCCCUUCACCAUAACAGCUUUUAGUCCCGUAGCUGUUCAAAUGUUAAAUGUACUGAGUAAAUGCUAAGAAAGUGGUUAUACUGAACCCAAGAGAGAAGCACCUUUUUCACUGGGGCAUUUAUAGGUGGGUUUAAAUGUUUUUUUCUACAAUGAGCUGACAGAGCACAUUAACAGUUAUAUGUAGGUCAGUGGCGACAACAAACGGGUAUUAAUUUGGUUCAGGAAAUAAACCAGGCUACAUUUCUAGAUUCUUCUUCUGUUAUAAUUUACUUAAAUACAUUAUCCAGUUCCUUUUAGUUGAACUUUAAGGACCUGUUUUACCUAAAAUCAAUACAUACAUGUGAAUGAGUUAACAUUUUUUCUGAUUAAAUAUUUGUGAAGAGUUGCCUAACUAAACUAAAUUUGUUUCGGUUUAAUUUCAACUAAACAAAAGAAAAAACAAAACCAAAUUAUGCAAGUGUCAGUUUAUUUGUCAAAUGUUAUUAAAAAAGGUAUUUCUAAUCUUAAAGGACAAUAUGGGAGCCAGAUGUAAUAAUGGAUUAUUUACUCACAGCAUGUUAGCCUGUAGUGUGUGCUUGCAGUACCAAUGAACGAUCACAGCUAAACACGUUAUUUUGUAUUUCUUUGCUGCAUUGUCGCUUUGUUUCUUACAUUAACUGUGUACCAGCAUCAUAUCAGCUCCAAGGCUGCUGUCAUCAACAGUUUUACGCACAAAAAAUCACAUGUGGCACUUAAGAGUCCAGCACUCCUGCCUCUGCCAAACAAUAAAGGCGAUGUAAUGUUUUCCUAUUUGUGACUUUCAUCAUUUAAAAAUCAUUUAAAUGUGGCUUACUCAAACAGAUGCAUAAUUAUAGAAGAGAGACAUUCAUGGAGAUGCACAUUAUUUUCAAAGAGCUUAUAAAAAAUAAAUAAAGGUGAAACAUUAAAAAUG